Molecule: messenger RNA, 3876 nt
Organism: Plasmodium gallinaceum
Lineage: Eukaryota; Apicomplexa; Aconoidasida; Haemosporida; Plasmodiidae
Product: neutral-sphingomyelinase activation factor protein, putative
Exons: 1
Coding region: 1-3876 (1291 amino acids)
Molecular function (GO): protein binding
Source: RefSeq, a predicted model, not a curated record
AUGGAAAAAACAAAAAUAAGAUAUUUUAAUUUACUAUUUUUAGAAGAAGAUGAAGAAUAUAUGGAUGACAUGUUAAUAACAAUGAAAAAAAAAGAAAAUGGAAAUUUUGUUAAUAAAAGAGGACGAUUAAGGUUAUGUUCGAGAUCUUUAGUAUUUGAACCUUAUAAUAUUGAUGAUGAUGUAUUAAAGUUUCCUUUUAGAAAAUUAGAAAAUAUAAAAUUAAAUGCAUUUAAAAAUGAAUUAAUUGUAAGAACAGUUGAACUUAUAAAAAUAAAAACAAUUAUAUAUAAUAAAAAAACAAGAUGCAUAUCUCAAUUUGCUUAUGAAAGACAAUAUAAAAAAACUGAAAAUAUGAUAAAUGACUAUAAUGAGUACUAUAAUGAAUUUAAAAAUAUUAAUAAUGACAAUAUAGAUGAAAAAAUAAAAGAAUUUGAAAAAAUAUUAAAUAAUUUCGAUGAAUAUAGUGAUGAUACUAAUACAUCUAAUAAUAUGGUAAAGGAUAACAUAAAUUUAAUAUCGGAUAAAGUAGGAGGUAUAAAUAUACAAAAUAAAAAAGUUAAUGAUAAUAAUACAACAAAUAGCUAUAUGUAUAUAUUUACCUGUGAAAACUCUCCUGGUAUGACAAAAAAAUUAAAUCAUAUUUAUGACAUAUUAAUAAAAAUAAAAAUAGCCAUGUUAAUCCAUGAAAAACAAAUGGAAAUAUUAAUAAAAGAGAAAAAAAACAAACAGGCUAAAAACUAUAAUAGUAGUAAUAAUAAUACAUUAAAUAAAAAUAAUAGAAAAGAAAUAAAUUUAGAAAAAUAUAUAGAAGAUAUAAUAGAAAAGUUAACAAUAAAUAUAAAAUUUGAUAUAAGUAGUAUAAAUAUUCAUGAAAAAAUUAUAAGUAAUAAAAUUGAAGGAUAUUGGGUAUUUAAAGUAUCUCCAUUAUUAAAAGUUAAAGGAAUACUAAAUAUCACAAAUAAAUAUAUUUAUUUUCAGCCUAAUCCUAACUUUACGAAUAAAAAAGAAAAAAAGUGGCAGAUUAAAAAUAUAGUCCAUGUUUUUAAAAGAAUUAUAACUAUGAAACCAAAUGCAUUAGAAAUAAUUUUUUAUAAUGAGAAAAAAAAAUAUAAUUCUUUAUAUAUAGAAUUUAUCUCAUUUGAUGAAAGACAAAUGAUUAUAAAUGUAUUAAAAAGAAUAAAACCACAAUGCUUUUUUAUCGAAGAAAAUAAAGAAUUCAUUUAUUUAAUACAAGAAAAAUGGAUUAAUGGAUUUAUAACAAACUAUGAAUAUCUAGAUUUUCUAAAUUGUGUAGCUGGAAGAAGCAGAAAAGAUUUUUCACAAUAUCCUGUUUUUCCAUGGAUAUUAUCAGAUUAUUCAAGUGAGAAAAUAAAUUUAAAUGAUGAAAAUGUUUAUAGAAAUUUAUCAAAACCCAUAGGUUGUUUAAAUGAGAAUAGAUUAAAUUCUUUAAUUGAAAAAAUGCAAGAUCAUGAAUAUUUUUAUGGCUCACAUUAUUCUACAUUAGCUUAUGUUGUCUAUUUUUUAAUUCGCUUAUAUCCAGAAUGCCAAUUAAAAUUACAAAGUGGUAAAUUUGAUACACUCUCAAGAAUGUUUUUAUCAAUUGAAAGCACUUUCAAUACUGCUUUAAAUGCUAAUUCUUCUUUUAUAGAAAUAUUACCUGAAUUCUAUGAAGAUGAUGACAGUUUUUUAAAAAACAAUUUAAAUAUUAAUACUUGUGAAGGAAAUAUAAAUGAUGUAAUUUUACCAAAAUGGUGUAAUAAUUCAAAAAAUUUUUUAAUUAUUAUGAAAAAUGCAUUAGAAAGCAAUUAUGUAAAUCAACAUUUAAAUGAAUGGAUAGAUUUAAUAUUUGGUUAUAAACAAAAUGGCAAAAUUGCAAAAGAAAAUUUUAAUUUAUUUCAUCCAUUAACCUAUAUGCAUGCCAUUUUAAAUGAAAAAAUAUCAAGUGAAUAUAACAUAGAUAAUGAGAAAAAGAAAACGGGAGAAGAUACUCAGUUUGAUAAAAAUUUUAAUCAUAAAAUUAAAUCCUUAAUUAUAUCUAUGUCACCAAAAGCAUUAAAAACACAAUUACAUGAAUUUGGGCAAUGUCCUUUUCAAAUUUUUAAAGAACGCCAUCCACCAAAAAAAAAAAUUAAAAAAUUUUAUUAUGAUGAAAAAAUAAAAAAUUUUCCAUGGUAUUAUUCAAGUAUUAUUAAUGAAAUGUUAAAAGAAGAAUAUUUAAAAAAAAAUGAAAAAAAAAAAAAAAAAUCAAACAAAAAUAGUAAAAACAUCCUGAACAAUCAAGACAAGGAUGAAUAUAGCGAUGAAAAUAUUAGUGAAAAUUUUGAUGAUGAAUUUACAUUAAAUAAUGAAAAUAAUAAAAAAAAAAAGGAUUUUCUUACAAGAAAAAUAUCACAUAUGAAUGAUGAUAAUAAUUAUAUAAAAAAUAUAAAUAAAAGAGAGAAGGAAAAAUAUUAUGAUUAUUUUAAAAGAUAUAAUUGGGAAUUGCACAAAUCAGAUAAUAUACCUUGUAAUAUAAAAGGUGUUAGUAAUAAUCAAAAUAAUAUAUGUUUUGCUUGCAAAAAUGGAUAUAUAAAAUUAAUAACAUUUUUUGAUAUAUUAAAUUACGAAAUUAAAGACAAUAAAAAUUUAAUAUCAUUAAAACUUAGUAACGAAAAUUUCUCUUGUGUAACAGAUUUUCUUCACAAUUAUAUUCUCGGAACUAUCAAUGGAAAUAUUGUUUUUUUAAAUCCUCAAAGCAUUUUAAAAACAAAAAAAUGCAUAAAAAAGGAUGAUAAAAACACUGAUGAUAAAAUACAUAAAAAUAAAAUAAAAAAUGAAAAUAAAAACAAAACAAAUAAGGAUGCUUCUAUUUUUUCAGACUAUUCCAACAUUUCCCUUGAUGAUUCUAGUAAUUCUUUGUUUUCUUCUUUUGACGAAAUAUUUGAAUAUGAUUCUUUAUAUGAAAGAUCAAAAAAUAAAAGAAAAGAAUUCAUAUAUAAUGAUAAUAUAUAUAAUAAAUUAAUUAUUAAAAAAAUUCAUAAUGACACUAUUAACUGUAUGAAUUCCAAUGAUAAUUAUCUAGUUACAGGUUCAUCUGAUGAAACAUUGCAACUAAUAAAUAUAGAAAACAAUUUUGAAAUUAUACAAACUUAUGAUAACUUCAGUUAUCCUGUUAAGUAUGUUCAAUUAAAAGGUAAGUUGCUGUUUACAAGAUCAGACAACUUUAAAUUAUUUGAUAUCAGAACACCUAAGAAAAAAAUUCAUUUAAAUAACUUAAAUAAUAAUAAAAUCUUUUUAAACAUUUCAUCAAAUGAAUCAGUUCCCUUAAUUAAUAAUGAACAGUCACACUUGUUUUGCAAUUCUAUUAAAGAAAAAGUGUAUGAUGAAAACUACAUACAUAUAAACUAUAUUAAUCCGCAGUAUUUAUUCGAAAAAAGAAUAAAAAAAAAUAUUAAUUCUGUUUUUACGAAAAAUUUUGAUAACAUAAUUUAUUCUUCUAUAGUUAAUGAUUAUAUUAUUUUGUGUGUUGAUAAAAAAAACAAUUUUUACUUUUAUGAUAUAAAAAGUGAAAAUUGGCAUAACAUAAUAUCUAAAAAUUUAAAUCAAACAAAAAAAAAAGAAAUUAUUUCUGCCUCAUCUAAUAAACAGCAAUUAUGUUCUAUAAAUAAAAGUGGUGAAAUUUUUUUAGAACACAUUAGUUUUUGUAAUAAUUGCGAUAAUAAUAAUACCUCAAAAACAAACUUUUUCAAUACAAAUUCUUCCAUUAUACCGUCAUAUAUUUCUUUCUUAAAUUAUUAUGAUUUAGAAGAAAUGGAAAAUUAUGAUUUGUGUAACUAUAUUUUAUUAACAGGAAUAAACGGAAAUAUAGAAAUUUUUAAAAAAAUUCAGUGUGAUUGA